Molecule: messenger RNA, 915 nt
Organism: Funneliformis mosseae
Lineage: Eukaryota; Fungi; Glomeromycota; Glomeromycetes; Glomerales; Glomeraceae
Source: the annotation of a GenBank genome assembly
AUGACCUCUUCGACUGCGGUCGUAGAACUUGGCUUCGCCGAACCACCAGAAAGUCCUCUUUUAGCUAAAAAUUUUCCAAAUAAAAUUGGAGGAAAACCGCUAUACACUCCUGAAGACUAUCCUCCCGAAGCAUUUCAUCGUACAAUUUACGUAUUUUGCUGCAAGGAUGGGUCAUGUCACGAAAUUUCUUGGGAGAAAAGCUUUAAAGUAUUUCGAAGUCAAUUACCUAAAAAUAAUCCCUAUUGGCAAGAAAAUGAAUCCGAUAAAAAGUUUUUACCCGCCAAACAAUGCACGGUUUGCGGGUUACUUGGAUCGAAAAUGUGCGGAAAAUGCAAUACAGUUAAUUAUUGUUCAAAAGAACAUCAAGUACAUCAUUGGACCUUGGGACAACAUAAAAUUCAUUGCAAUACUACAUCAAAACCACCAGCUUCUUUACAAACUAUUGCGGAACAUGAUAAUCAUUGUAGAAAAUUGGUUUUAUUUCCGGAAUUUGAAGCACUUGUACCUGUUGGAGAUGAAGUUUAUGAGAAUACUGAAGUGGAUGUCGAUAAAUCAUUUUUAAAAUUUCAAAAGAGAAUUGAACAAUAUCCCGAUCAGAUUUUAAGAUAUAAUCGACUUGAAUAUGGAUGUGAAAAAAAUGCGGAACCUUUAUGGGUUAGCAAUAUCGGUAAACCAACUGUAAAAGAUAUUCCUUCAUGUCCAUAUUGUGGACAAGAAAGAACUUUUGAAUUUCAGAUCUUGUCUACACUACUUAAUUAUCUCGAAAUUGAUCAUUUGCAACGCGGUUCACUUGAUUGGGGAACAUUGCUUGUAUAUAGCUGUAAAGUUAACUGUCAUGUAGAGAAUAUGUAUUACAUUAAUGAAAUUUUAUGGAGACAAGAUUUUAGUGAGGAAGGUGUAAAAGGUUUAAAAUAA